UUGGGUAGUCAUUUUCCCACUAUUUUCAUACUUUUCUAACUCGCUUUUCUUGCCCUUAAUAUCUUGUUUGCGCAUUUGCAGCUGAGAUGGUGAGCACAGCUUUCAUCUGGGGGAAGAACAAACGGAGACUCGCGGAGGACGAGGGUGCCCCAGCUCUUACGGGGGGAAAGGCUGCCUUGAAUGCUCCUCCUGCUGAGGAAGGAGAGCCUAGUCGUGCUAAGAGGAAGAGGAUUUCCCAUCCUCCGAGAGAGCUCAUGCCAGCCCCGGAGUCUCCUCCCCACAGUCCAGACCAUGUUCCCGAUUGGGGAGUGAAGGCAAGCGAUCUCAGCCGGAACACUCAGGUGGCAAGACGUAUGAUUCACCACUUUGCCACUCCCGCCGAUCGUCAGGUGUUGGCCGAGCAGUCCUCGGAGGCCAUAGAAGCCACAUUGUGCAAGUAUCUGGCCCAGGUGGUCACACUCGUUUCGGACUUUUCUGGACGUUUCUCUCAAGCUUCCAAGAAGACCUUGGAGCUAGACACCCAGCUGCAGGAGAGGGACGAGUUACUGGAGAGCCACAGGAAGAACUUGGAUGAGUUGUCCUCCCAGCGGCAGGCUUCAGACCUACGUAUUCAGGGGCUAGAGGCAGAGCUAUCUCGGACCAGCUCCAAGCUAUUUCGGGCGAACUCACUUCCUGAGGUAGAGAAGUUCCUCCAGAAGAACCUGCAGGACGCUUGGACAAAGGGAUUCCAAGCUCAUGAGACAGAGGUAUUACGAGCUCAUCCAGACUUGGACAUGUCCACUGUUCGGUCUGUUGCGGAGAUUGUGGCCGGGAUGGAGGACUCGGAGAUGGCCGACGAUGGUGAUGCGCCUCCUGAUGCUUGA
Diospyros lotus (date-plum) is the source of this 863-nucleotide messenger RNA. RefSeq lists its product as uncharacterized. The transcript is spliced from 3 exons. The record is from RefSeq and is a predicted model, not a curated record. Lineage: Eukaryota; Viridiplantae; Streptophyta; Magnoliopsida; Ericales; Ebenaceae. Bases 87 to 863 code for a protein of 258 amino acids.